GUUCCUGCAGAGGACACGACACAGGACACGACACAAACAACAGCAGGGCACACAAACAAAGAUGGGCAAGAAGCGUGGAAGGAAGACUCGCCCAGCAACAGCAGCAGCAGAGUCGGAAGAUGGACGUACAUCGACCUUCCCGCAACACCAUGCAGCACACACCAGCAUCAACAGCAACCUUGGAAGCAGCAGGAAGACAAGGAAGGGCAAAGGAAAGGGCGCACACGCAGCGUUAUCGCCAUCGCCUACAUCAACAACAUCACCAAGACAGAGCUCCUCACGCAUGUUAGAACUUCCACCCCACAUCCAAGAUUGGUUUGAGGAUGGGAAACGGAUGCUGAUGGCGUGGACACAGCGCAAGGCUGAAAGCACGCCGGAACAGGUGCAGCGAGCAAGAACCAAGAUCCACGAGCUGUCAACCAGCAGCGACACAAAAGGGAUCCGUUUCACAGGAAGCGCCCUGCACCUUGUCUACUUUGAAACCAAGUUUGUGCGGCGUGGCACGCUCCUGUACACGCUCUUCCACACUUUGAUCAACGAUCCGAGCUGUGCCGCGUUGCGGCAGGCCGUGUGUGAGCCCUGGACCCAGCCAAGCCAGCACCCGCUCUCCGUCAUCUCGUGCGGUGGCGGCCCUGGCACAGAUGCGUCCGGUUUGGUCUGGGUGUGCAAAACACUUCUGCCGCAGCGGCGUCACGUCCCCGCCAUCACCUGCCAUCUAAUGGACUUUGAAAAGUCCUGGAAGCGAUACGAGGCCACGCUCAAUACCCUCUUCAAACCACAAGUCGAAGUCUCCUUUGUUCAUGGCGACGUUUGCACCAACCUACAAGCAGACAUCAAUCGCCACGUUGGGGUGCUUGUACCAGCAGCAGACCUGUUCAUCUUCUCCUACGUCUGCCAUGAAACCUCGGGCAGAUCCGUGGAGGGUGGACUCGCCUUCUAUCAAGACAUUGCAAAGGCUGCAAAGCCAGGGAGCGUGUUCAUCUUCUUGGAUGUCAUGCGUCACUCCGCCAAGCACUUUGGUGAAAUCCAACUGGCAAUGACCUCCGCCUGCGACUCGGUCCUUGCCCACGACACCUCCCUGCCCGCGCUUGCGCAGCUGCCAACCCAGCUCCUCAUCAUAUCGAAACGCAUUAUUUGACAUGAACGAACGACCGUCUUCACAACCACCUCAUAUGUAUCUUCGUGUGCGCGCGUAUGUGUUGUGUGCUUGUGGGUUUGCUUGUCUCUGUUUCUGUCUCACUUGAUGUCUCUGUCACACACACACACACACACACACACCUACACACCUACACACACACUCACUCACACACACACACUCUCUCUCCCCUUCUCUUUCUUUCUCGCUCUGUGCUCGCGCAGCUUCUUUCGACGCCAUACAUCCUGUUCCCCCACCCAGCGUCUUUCCAAUCACCCACUCUUUCUUGACCACAUGCGGCUGUGUCUACUACUGCUGUCUUCCGUCAAUUAGCUUGAUCAUUCGCUCAGUUGAUGCUGUAAUCAAACCAAGUACAGACAUGAGAAAGCA
Salpingoeca rosetta is the source of this 1525-nucleotide messenger RNA. RefSeq lists its product as uncharacterized. NCBI's taxonomy places the organism in Eukaryota, Choanoflagellata, Craspedida, Salpingoecidae. The record is from RefSeq and is a predicted model, not a curated record. Bases 62 to 1138 code for a protein of 358 amino acids. The transcript is spliced from 3 exons.